This is a messenger RNA of Carassius gibelio (silver crucian carp), 1571 nucleotides long. Its product is annotated as transmembrane protein 88. The transcript is spliced from 3 exons. NCBI's taxonomy places the organism in Eukaryota, Metazoa, Chordata, Actinopteri, Cypriniformes, Cyprinidae. Bases 222 to 890 code for a protein of 222 amino acids. Gene Ontology annotation, cellular component: plasma membrane. Gene Ontology annotation, molecular function: PDZ domain binding. The record is from RefSeq and is a predicted model, not a curated record.
UAUACAGCAAAUCUGAGUCAAAACCAACUACACUUCAGAGAACACAAGAAAUGAGAGGAGCGAUCAGACUUGCACAAAAGGAGAAACAUUUUUAGAAUUUCUAGAACUUUUUGAACAAGGAAUUUCAAACUAACUUGAAAAAACAAAACAAGGAGUGCAUGUUGAGUUAGACAAAAGCUACGAAAAGAAGAGGCCUAUUGGAGUCACACCAUUGGAUCAGGAUGAGCAUGAAUGGCACUCUGGAGAAGGGGGCUCAUCACCAGGCCCUCGACCUCUCUGAAGAGCUCCCGACCAACAGCCAUAAUCACCAUCACAAUCACACCAGUCUCAAACACACAAACUCCUUGGCCUCCACUGUGCAAGCCAGGACCCCAGUAGGUGGGUCUGGAGUGGUUGUGCCGCCACCUUACUCUGCUGCAGAGGCUGGGAGAGGUGAAGCUCCGCUGGAGCUCCGGGGCUCUCUGGACUGCUGGGCGUGUUCAGUACUUGUGACAGCACAGAACCUGGUGAUCGCAGCCAUCAACGCCUGCCUGGCAGGGUUGGUUUUCGGGCUCAUCCUCACUCCUGCUAUUGUCAUGGUGGUGUUCGGCUUCAUCUGUCAUUCAACGGUGCGUUCACAGGGGUCAUCACUGUACUGCUCGGAUCUACUGAAUGAUGGUGGAUGUGUGGCUCUGCUGGUUGUGGGAUUCUUGCUAGUGACUCCACUCCUGGUUCUGGCCUUGGCUGCAUACUGCCGGCUUGCUCGUCACCUUCAGCUGGGUCUCUGUUUUAUUCCAUACAGUCGUGCCGUCUACAAGAACCUUCCAGCUACCCAGCACAGAGGCUUGACAGGGGGCUGCUGUGGACAGCAAUCUGGGAAAGGAGAAAGGAAGGGGAAAGUGUGGGUGUAGAAAGAAGAACUAUACUCAUGUUGUACUGGAGAGAUGGAAAAAAAAAAUAAUAAUUCCCAAAUAAAAAUACUGAAAUCUUUAUGACAGACAAAGGCAGGCAAAAUAACCGAUUUACAAAUUUUAAAGCCAUAUACAGCAUCUUUGUCUGAUCCUAUAUAUUUAAUGUGUUCCUGUGGAUUAAUUCCCAGUGAACACACAUACUGUUAAAAAAAUAAAAUUGUAUAGCCUGAAUGCACAGUAGGUCACUUUGGAUUAUCUACUACAUGCAUAAAUGUCCUACAACUGUUAUAGCACAAUCAAUUUAAAUUAGUCAAUUUCAGUACUCAACAUUCAUGAAAUAAUCAAAUUCAUAUAUCCAUAAAUGAUGUCUACGUAAACCUAUUUGUAUAAAAACUAUUCGCCCUACAUUUGUCUUAAGACAUUGUCAAAAAUAUUUUGUUAAAUGUUUUUCUUAUAACAUGUACAGUGUAUUUUCCAUUUCUUUAAAUGCUACAUUUAAUACAAAUCAUUAACUACUGCAAUUUCAAGGAACUGAUGGGCUGCUCUCCUAAUUUUGUAAAAAAUUUAUUUAGACAAAAAUGUGUGUGUAAUUUGCAUUGCGUGAUGUAAGUUUUCGCACCUUGCAUGUAUUAAAAUUCAUGCGCAUACUUAACAGAAUACUCUAAUAAAAUGUUAAAGUUU